This is a messenger RNA of Nannospalax galili (Upper Galilee mountains blind mole rat), 696 nucleotides long. RefSeq names its product BCL2 related protein A1 (gene Bcl2a1). The transcript has 5 exons. The annotation marks the transcript as partial. NCBI's taxonomy places the organism in Eukaryota, Metazoa, Chordata, Mammalia, Rodentia, Spalacidae. The record is from RefSeq and is a predicted model, not a curated record. Gene Ontology annotation, biological process: regulation of apoptotic process.
CAUAUCAGAGUCUCAAGGGCAGUAUUUCCAGAACAACUUAAAAAGCCUCUGGUUCCCAGCAAUGUCCUAUGCACAAAAGUCACUAGAAGGCAGGACAUCAUUGCACGAUGCAAACAGAAAUUGAAGCAGCAUCUACAUAUGAUAUGCUCCUCCCCACCAAGCCCUGAACUUCCACAAGAGCAGAUGGACUUGGAUGUGGAUACCUACAAGCAAGUUUCUUGUUUUGUGGCUGAAUUCAUAAAGAAUAACACAGGAGAAUGGAUACGUCAAAAUGGAGGUUGGUUCUCAGGCACAAUGGCACAGGGCUGUAAUACCAGGGCUUGGGAGGUAGAGGAAGGAGUAUCAGAAUUUCAAGGAUGUCCCCGGCUACCUGCUAACUGGGUCUCUACUGAUUUUUAAAGUGGUCAGUUUGUUCUCUCAUAAGAAGAUGGCUUCAUAAGGAAGUUUGAACCUAAGUCUGGCUGGCUGACUUUUCUGGAAGUCAUGGGACAGAUCUGGGAAUUGAUCUUUCUCCUGAAGCAACAUUAUUGACCAGAGAGACCCCUGGCUCCUGUGAGGACUGUUACCAACACUUCUUCCAUUUUCAAACAAUUUUUGUGACAGGACUUAAUUUCCACAGUUUAUAAAGUAUGUUUUGUUCCUACUUUAAUCAAUAAAUUACACUUACGUGUUUCCAUAUGUGAUUAGUGUUUUAAG